Gasterosteus aculeatus aculeatus (three-spined stickleback) is the source of this 1788-nucleotide messenger RNA. RefSeq names its product pyruvate dehydrogenase E1 subunit beta (gene pdhb). Gene Ontology annotation, biological process: pyruvate decarboxylation to acetyl-CoA. NCBI's taxonomy places the organism in Eukaryota, Metazoa, Chordata, Actinopteri, Perciformes, Gasterosteidae. Gene Ontology annotation, cellular component: pyruvate dehydrogenase complex. The record is from RefSeq and is a predicted model, not a curated record. Gene Ontology annotation, molecular function: pyruvate dehydrogenase (acetyl-transferring) activity.
CUUCCGAACUGCAUCUCUGAUUGGUUGAAACGUCCUGACCUACGUAUAGUCCCCGCCUUCUCUCUGCCAGAGGACAGGUUGAACAUGGCUGCCUCCGUAAGAUGCUUUCUCCGCUCAGGAAAGAAUGCUGUUUCCACUCUGGGGCAGCGGGGAUUUCAUAAGAGUGCUCCGGCUUCUGCGCAGAUGAUGGUCCGGGACGCCUUGAACCAGGCCAUGGACGAGGAGCUGGAGAGGGACGAGCGGGUGUUCCUGUUGGGCGAGGAGGUGGCUCAGUACGACGGGGCCUACAAGGUGAGCAGGGGUCUGUGGAAGAAGUACGGAGACAAACGCAUCAUCGACACUCCGAUCACCGAGAUGGGCUUCACCGGCAUCGCAGUGGGAGCCGCCAUGGCCGGCCUGAGACCCAUCUGCGAGUUCAUGACCUUUAACUUCUCCAUGCAAGCCAUCGACCAGGUCAUCAACUCCGCCGCUAAGACCUGCUACAUGUCGGCCGGCCGGCAGUCGGUGCCCAUCGUCUUCAGAGGACCCAACGGAGCGUCGGCGGGCGUCGCCGCGCAGCACUCGCAGUGCUUCGCCGCGUGGUACGCUCACUGUCCAGGUCUGAAGGUUGUGAGUCCCUGGAGCGCAGAAGAUGCUAAAGGUCUCCUGAAAUCAGCCAUCAGAGACGACAACCCCGUGGUGUUCCUGGAGAACGAGCUGAUGUACGGCGUUCCCUUCGAGAUGUCUGAAGAGUCGCAGUCCAAAGACUUCACGAUUCCCAUCGGCAAGGCCAAGGUCGAGAGGCAAGGGACUCACGUCACGGUGGUCACUCACUCUCGGUACGUCAGUCACUGCCUCGACGCCGCCGCCGUCCUCGCCAAGGAGGGGAUCGAGUGCGAGGUGAUCAACCUGCGCACCAUCCGUCCUUUGGACGUGGAGACCAUCGAGGCCAGCGUGAUGAAGACCAGCCACCUGGUGACGGUGGAGGGCGGCUGGCCUCAGUUCGGUGUCGGAGCGGAGAUCUGCGCCAUGGUCAUGGAAGGUCCGGCCUUCAACUUCCUGGACGCUCCGGCCACCAGGGUGACGGGCGUCGACAUCCCGAUGCCGUACGCUAAGAUCCUGGAGGACAACAGCCUGCCGCAGAUCAAAGACAUCAUCGCCUCCAUCAAGAAGACCCUCAACGUCUGAAACGCACAGAUCCUCUUUGUUUUGCUCACACAGGUGGUGGAAGCAUUGUGCGGUAAAACAUAUGAACCAUGUGUAAAUACAGCCAAACGCUUCCUCUAAAAAAAGAAACUCCCGAUUGUAACGUUUUUUUGCCAGAUGUUGGUCAAUGAAGCGCACAGCUGUGUAUCUGCCCCCAGAGCGGGGGGCACGCAGGGUUCCGUGGAGUCACUUCCUCUAUUAGUCCCAAAGACGGGGGAACUCUGUGUGUGACGCUCUGGCUGCUUUAGCACCUUCCCCUCCCCUUCAAAAUAAAAGUAAAACCGUAUUCUGUAGGCUUUUUUUCUGUUUCUGGAGACGUUUGGUAACAACAAAACUCCUGAGUUUGUUCCUGCAUGUUCUUGAAUUUAGACUUGCAGGAUGAUUAAAAUGUGUUUUUAAUUCCCAGCAGUUUUGUUGUUAAUAAACCCCUGUAUAUUUCUAACCACCAAAACAUACUGUAAUGGGUGAAUGAAGUCCUCGUCUCUGAGGAGGAGCGAGGCGGCUGGAGGUGCAUCGCGGUGGGGGAAUAUUUAUUGUAGCUGCAGCAGCUGUUUUUGUUGUUGUACGUUACUGUUACAGAAAUAAAAACCUUUCACUGCUUCA